ACCCAUAAACAAUUUCAGCAUUAAAUUUCACUUUAAGGAGCAGUAAAUAAUUCUGAAAUUAAUGCAUCAUAAUGUGGGAGAGAUGACUGAAAGACAUAAUUAAUGUUACGGUUACAAGAAUUUAUUUAUUUUACUUGUUACAAAGUUGUAUGCCUAGGAAUAUGAAAUUAAACUACUAGUAUCUUUCAGUAUCUCAAUUAUUUUAACAUACCUCUGAAGUUCAGAUUCUAUCACACAAAUUGACAACCUUACCAUGUGAUUUAGUAACUAAUAGUUUUAUCUGGACAAAUAAUGAUGCACCCUAGAUUUCAGUUGCAUUGAUAUAUUGUGCUUAUCAUGUAAAAUGAUGGAGACUAAGUCAUCUAUGCAGAGUUAGGUUACAAUUUAUUUAGAUAAUCCAGUGUUCACACUUCUCAAGUUUGAAUUGCAUUUUUUAAUUGAAAUUUUAUCUGACAAGUUUGGAAAAUCACCCCAAAUUUUCAUUUUCCUGCUGGAAACACUGCAUAAUUACUAUUGAAGAAAUACUCACAUUUUGUCGACAAUAAAAUGUGGAGGCUAAUUCCAAAUUAAAAAUGCCCUAAACUACAAUAUAUGUUGCAUCCUGCCUGUUUUUUCCAUUUCCUGUUCUGGUAGUGAUUUUCAUGAGAUCCACUAUAGCCUGUAUGCAUUGUUCAAGAACAAGCUUAUUGACAUAAGAAUUGAAUACUGAAAGUAUAUUUCAUUUUUGAAUUUUUCUUAGGUUAAGUUUGAUAAUUGGAUGAACAAUCACAGGACCUAUAGUCAGGUGUCGAUAUCUAGAUUUUAGAGAGUCAUGGUUGUGAUGUGCAUGAGUGUUUGGUCCCUAUUUUUCUUUUUCUUGUUUUCAUCUUAAACAACCAUAGUUGCUUGCUUAUUCAAUCGCUGGAUCAACCCACAGAUCGAUAGUCCACAGUAGUUUCCAAAGCAUUACAUACGUUUUUACUUAGGUAAUAAAUACUUACAUAACUGCACUAUAAGAGACUCAAGAAACAGAUUUUCACCAUACCCAUAGCAUACUCUCCCAUCUUGCUGCCUCAUUCCCUCUCAUGCCCCUCCUGAAUGCUCCAAUGGAGACCAAUAAGAGCAACUGCAGCGCUAUUUCUCUUCCUACCGGCUUCUCUAAUAUUAAUCUGAAGCAUGAAAUCCUAGAUGAUGACUUUGUCAUGGAUAAUAAUAUCUCACCAUCAAAAGGUUAUCUUCAAGAUUUCCAAGACCUCGGACAGCUUCUGGUGACAGCUUCAUUCUGUAAUUGGGAUACUGGGAUACACGCCAAUGGCUUCGAUCCAUUUGCUUCCCUUCCCCAUGGCUCUGUUACAGAUUUUGGUUUAUACAAGUUUAAGCCUUACGAGGAAAAUGGCGGCAUGCAUUCAGCCAUUCAGGACUUCCAGGCUGGUGGAUUCUUGAACUUUGCAGACAGGAAAGGUUUGUCAAUUGUAACUAAAACAGCUUCUGCACACGAUUCAAUGCCAUUAUGCUUUGCGGUUCCUGAUGAGAGCUCUUGUGUGACUGGUAAUAAUUCUGGUCACCAUAACAAAGAUGGCAGUAAAAGAAACAAUAAUACAGUUCACGCUAGUAAUAGCAACGUCAGUGAAUCUUUGUCUACCAAAAAGUCUGUUAGGGCCCCAAAGAAGUCCAAAUCAGCCAAGGGGCAGUGGACUGCUGAAGAGGACAGGCUCUUGAUCCAUCUGGUUGGGAAAUAUGGUGUGAGAAAAUGGUCUAAUAUUGCCCAAAUGCUAAAAGGCAGGAUAGGCAAGCAGUGCAGAGAGAGAUGGCAUAACCAUCUGAGGCCUGAUAUUAAAAAGGAUGUAUGGACUCUGGAGGAAGACAGAAUACUGAUUGAGGUUCAUUCUCAAGUGGGGAACAAAUGGGCUGAAAUAGCGAAAAGUCUCCCCGGAAGGACUGAGAACACCAUCAAGAACCAUUGGAACGCGACAAAGAGGAGGCAAUUCACCAGACGAAAAUGCAGGACCAAAUGGCCGAGGCCUAGUUCCCUCCUCCAGAACUACAUCAAGAGUCUCAACUUUGAGAAAGAGAGCAGCAGCAAGAGAUCCAAAAAGAACCAACCACCGGCCACUACUGAUAAUGGAAUCCUCAGCAACAGUUCAAUCACCACAGCUCAGGAGACGAACAUCGAGUUCAGCCUGGAUGAUCACAUGGUGCAGGAAUACGAGUUUGAUGAGAUCCAAGAUCUCACAUUUGAUGAUGAUAGCCUUUUCACUGGGAGCAGCAUCAACAUGUUGAUGGAUGAUGCCAUUCCGUAUGAAAUUGACGACGGACAAUGUUAUGGUGCUGGGCUUCCACUUGUCAUCCCUCCAUUGAUGCAGUGUGGAGUGAAGAAAGAGCUUGAUUUCCAUGGGAAUGUCUGAAAUAAGAAAUUUAAAAUGAGGAGGGUGAUAAUAAAUCUUUAUUAUGUUGUCUAUUUAUUUAGUUUUACUAUAGGGAUACUUGUUUUUUCUAAUCUAUGGCAUAAACGUGUAUGAUUUGCUACAAUGGAGUGGUUCAAAGUUGGAACAAUGUUAUAUCCUGUACUGUUUUAUUACUCUUUUAAAAAUAAUAAACGAAAUAUUUAUUGAAAAA
This is a messenger RNA of Salvia splendens (bonfire salvia), 2595 nucleotides long. RefSeq names its product transcription factor MYB98. Gene Ontology annotation, biological process: regulation of DNA-templated transcription. Gene Ontology annotation, molecular function: RNA polymerase II cis-regulatory region sequence-specific DNA binding; DNA-binding transcription factor activity, RNA polymerase II-specific. Gene Ontology annotation, cellular component: nucleus. The record is from RefSeq and is a predicted model, not a curated record. The transcript is spliced from 3 exons. NCBI's taxonomy places the organism in Eukaryota, Viridiplantae, Streptophyta, Magnoliopsida, Lamiales, Lamiaceae. The coding region runs from base 1065 to 2384 and encodes 439 amino acids.